CCCAGCUGCUCCAGCAAUGGAAGAGACGGUGCCCUCAGUGGAAGCCUACGAAGCAGCCAUGGUGCUGAGUGGGGUGGGGGACGCGCUCGGGUACCGGGGGGGCCGCUGGGAAUACUGUACCUCGGGACCCCAAAUCCACGCCGAGCUGGCCGAGCUGGGGGGGCUGGAAGCCAUCACCCUGGAGCCCCCCGAGUGGCCCGUCAGUGAUGACACCGUCCUUCACCUCGCCACCGCCGAAGGCCUGGCCACAGGCCUGGAGGGGGAAGACCUCUUGCAGGAGCUGGCUCGCCGUUAUGUGGCUGCCAUGGGUGACAUGGAGGGCCGCAAGCCAGGACCCACCAGCAUCCUGGGCACCUCUCAGUUGCGUCCUGGGGAGCCCGAGGGUUAUCGCAUCCCCUUCAACCCCAGCGGCACCGGUUGUGGGGCUGCCAUGCGCAGCCUGGCCAUUGGCCUCAGGUACCCCCACCCCUGGGAGCUGCCGACGCUGAUCCGGGUGAGCAUCGAGAGCGGGCGCAUGACCCACCACCACCCCACCGGGUACCUUGGGGCACUGGCGGUGGCCCUCUUUGGGGCUCUGGGGGUGCGGGGAGAGCCUCCAGAGCACUGGGGGGCUGAGCUGCUGCGGGUCCUGCCCCUGGCGUGGGAUUACGUGGAGGGUGCUGGGGUUGCCGUGGGGGACAACGCUGCUGCCUGGCCCUUCUUUGGGGAUGCCUGGCGCCGGUACCUGGAGUCCCGGGGGCUUCUGGAGGGUCACGGCCCACCGCAGGUGCCAUCCCUCCUGUCACCGGCCGAGAGGGAUGCGGCGUACCUGGGCUGGGCACUGGACGGGUGGCCAGGGCGCAGCGGCCACGAUGCGCCUAUGGUGGCCCUGGAGGCCCUGCUGGCAGCUGGCGGGUGCUGGGGGGACCUGUGUGCCAGGGGGGUGCUGCACGGUGGGGACAACGAUUCAACAGGGACCAUUGCCGCGGGGUGCUGGGGGUUGCGGGGGGGGCUGGCACCCAUCCCCCCUGGUCUGCAUUGCCACCUGGAGCACCGCAGGCGGCUGCGCGACGCUGCCCACCGCCUCCACGCGCUGGCCUGGGGGACACGCUGAGCCCCUGCGAUGUCCCCGGUGUCACCUACUGUCCCCUUCCUGGGAAAAGCCCUUGUGGGUCCCCCAGGGUGAAGCAGGCACCUUCAUGGG
Messenger RNA from Tyto alba (common barn owl), 1183 nucleotides. Its product is annotated as protein ADP-ribosylarginine hydrolase-like. The transcript is spliced from 7 exons. The record is from RefSeq and is a predicted model, not a curated record. NCBI's taxonomy places the organism in Eukaryota, Metazoa, Chordata, Aves, Strigiformes, Tytonidae. The coding region runs from base 17 to 1093 and encodes 358 amino acids.